Messenger RNA from Oncorhynchus tshawytscha (Chinook salmon), 3957 nucleotides. RefSeq names its product dnaJ homolog subfamily C member 5-like. Bases 397 to 1200 code for a protein of 267 amino acids. The transcript is spliced from 6 exons. The record is from RefSeq and is a predicted model, not a curated record. NCBI's taxonomy places the organism in Eukaryota, Metazoa, Chordata, Actinopteri, Salmoniformes, Salmonidae.
GUGACUAGUGUGGUAGUGGUGGUCCAAUUAUAAGACCAUUCCAGAAACCUGACUUAACUAAUCAUAGUUAGUUGUAACAAUUUUAUAGUUUUCAUAUACAUAUUUACAGAAGUUAGACAAACCAAGAUGCAUUUUCUUUUAAUUUAAACAUUAAUUUCAAAUAAUUCGUGUAACGACAUGACGACGCUGUCCCCUGCUUCUGAGAAGAGGGAAUCAACCAAUCAGACCUCGCUUGUCUGUAUGGCUAACAGUACUGUAACGAUAGUCUAUAGCUGCUAGCAUUUUUAGGAGGGGCAGAGACAUUCUGAGCCAUUAUCUGGCAUUCUUGAAAUACAAAGUGGAUGCCUCUAUGAUCCAGCUACAGCGAAAUAUACCUCUCCGUACAAGACUUCAGCCAUGGCCACGGCAGGCGCAGGACCAGGCGCAGGACCAGGCACAGCAGAGCCAAAUCGGCCAGGCCCCCAGAGGAAGAUGUCCACCACAGGGGAAAGCCUGUACAAGGUGCUAGGCCUGGAGAAAGGAGCUUCCGCUGAUGACAUCAAGAGAGCUUACAGGAAAUUAGCAUUGAAGUACCACCCAGACAAGAACCCAGACAACCCGGAGGCUGCAGAUAAGUUUAAAGAGAUCAACAACGCCAACUCCAUCCUGAACGAUGACGGCAAGAGGAGGAUCUACGAAGAGUACGGCUCCAUGGGUCUCUACGUGUCCGAGCAGUUUGGAGAGGAGAGCGUCAAAUACUACUUCCUCAUGUCCAAGUGGUGGUUUAAGACCAUGGCCGUGUGCUGCACCGUCUUCUCCUGCUGCUGUUGCUGCUGCUGUUGCUGUUUCUGCUGUGGGAAGUGCAAGCCGCCGGAGGAGGAUGAUCACUACCAGUAUGUGGACCCAGAGGACCUGGAGGCCCAGAUCAAAGCAGAGACUGAUGGAGGUGACACGGUAAUCAUUGUCCAGCCCAUACCUGUAGCCGUACCUAUAGCUGUAUCGAGCCCUGUGGCUGAGAGCACCAACCUAGGCCCUGCCAUCAGCCUAGGCCCUGCCAUCAGCCUAGGCCCUGCCAUCAGCCUAGGCCCUGCCAUCAGCCUAGGCCCUGCCAUCAGCCUAGGCCCUGCCAUCAGCCUAGGCCCUGCCAGUCCAGUAGGUGACAACCCGACCAGUCCAGUGGCUGCUGAGAACCCAGGCGAAACGCUGCCGGAGUCUAAAUGACUCGUCCGCGUGCCCCUAUCGUGAUCCAGCCGCAUUCCAUCACCGUUGAGGUUCCAGAGACCUCCCAGCCUGCAGCCAGCCAGCCCACCUCCAAGCCCCAGCAGUGACCCUCCCCUCCCAGCCCCGUGUACCCGCUGGAGCCCUCCCCUUAGGUGGGCACGGCCCCACCCUGGAGCCCCCAGCAGCCAGCCAGGCCAGCCGUCACCACAGCCAGGACUCACCAGUGCCAGUCAACCAGCCAGCCAGUCAACCCCCCAUACUGUGGCAAAGGUCCAACCAAAUGGACAUGAGCGGCACGCUGCCAAGAGACCCGGACUUCUUAUGACUUGAUAUAUAAAUGUCUAUCUACCAAACUGAGGAUUAGAACAAACUCCUAUUACUCCAUUUUAUCCCUCUGUUUCAAUCCUCCCUCAUCUAUCCCCCCUCCCCUGCUCUCUUUCUCCCUCUUGGACUCUCGUCUCUGUCAGAGCUCUGGGAUUGGAGACUCUUCAAGUUCAGUCUGAGUUUUGGGAUUUAAAUAGCCUGACUCAAACCUUCCACCUCCCGGAGACUAAAGCAUGGAUCAGAGGAUGUGCAUGUGUUAAGUUUGAUCUGCAUGCCCCUACUGUACAACACUGGCACAUACAUACCCCUCUACUACAGCCACCACCACCAUCUUACCCCUGUCAGUGAUACCCCCAGAUCCAGCCAGGUGCACUUACAGAAUGCUGCACAACCAAGGGUCUCCACCUCCACCUGAAUGAGACCCAGAAGUGGGGCCGACAUUCGAGAACAGUGAAAAUGUCCUGUGGAGAACUUCUGCAUUUCUAACAGAAAAAUGUGCUGACUGCUUUAUUUAAUUGCUAAUUGAUGUCACAAUUAUGUUAGUUAGACCAAAGCCAAACUACAUGCCACUAACUCCAUGCAUUCAGUAGCCACCAGUUUCUCCUCAUGCCACUAGAGCCAACCUGAGAGGAUUGCGCCAUUGAGGUGUAUGCAUUUGGGUCUACUAUGCACUUUUGAAACCUGUGAAUUGGGUAAAUGGUCAUUUCUGAUGGACUGUCAGCUAUCUUAUGGGUCCAGUCAACCAGCACUGCUUACUGAAACAGUCAGCACACUUCUCUCUGUAUUCGAUGGAACUGACCGAUGGAAACAGCUAGCUGACUGCAACCCAACUACUUAUCAAACGUCUCCCAUCUCAAAGGGUGGUUUUGCUUUGCGUUCUCAUAGUCUGAUGUUGUAACAUGGAGAUACAGGUGGUAUGUACUGUAGGGAUCUGUGUUUGACCCAGCUACUAAGUGCACUCUAUGCCACAUUCUAGAGUGACAAUUAUGUUCUCUGUACUGCCUACAGAGAGAUCCCAUCACCAAUGAUUUUGAGACUUUUCAGAUGUUGAUUUGACUUUGAAGAAAUAACACACCAGGGUGUUUUCCAUGGGGUUUUAGUGGGCUGAGGCAUGUUGAGUAUUUUAUGGGCUAAAGAUGCACAUGUCUACUAUUUACAACUAGGCAUUAGUCCUCCCAUUCACUCCUUUCUACAGUAGGGUCUCUGUGAUGAGAUGAUGCAAUGUCACACAGCAGGGUUAGGGUCUGUACAGAUCACACAACCAGCCAUUUGUACUUCAGUACAGCUCUCUUUAUGAUCCUGGGGGUGCAGAGUCUGCACUUUCUCAAAUGUACUGUAAUCAGAAUAGUGAAAAAGUGAAGCGAAUGGGUGCCACAUUGUUAUUGCGAAUCAGUCAGUCCCAGUGGUGGGUGGGGGGGUGUGUGUAGAGCAUUGUACAACGUCUUUUGGUUUGUUCAUCUAGUGCUGUGGUCAGUCAGUCAUCCCCUCCCAGUUUCUUUGUGGUUGGUCAUUUGAAAAGGGCAUUCUGUGUUUCCUAAAGAGGGACUGGUACAUGGUGUUAACCACCUUGUGUAUUGGCUGAAGAACAACCCUAAAGUUAGACUAAAUCAUGUCAUCAAAUGAUGUCAAGCGUUUUGUAGCUUUGGAUGUUUUUUCUCCUGAGUUUUCAUAGAAUUAAUUUAUCAGUAGCUUCAAUUUCUUACUGGAAUUUAUGGCACUUUUUUUCUCCCUUCAUUUCACUAAGUUAAAAACCCUCCUGAUUUAAAAAAAAAAAAAAUCAGUCUGUUGGUUAUGCUUUUUCGAAAACCAUAGUAAAUCGGAUGCAUUUCAACAUAACAGUGCAGUAUCUAUCCCCAGGGUUCAGAGAGGAGAGAUACCUUUUAUUUAUUCUGGUGAUCCUUAUCUGCUGUAAAUAAUAAUCACUGUGUGUCACAUGCAAAUAACAUUGUAAUAAGGUUGUUUUGAGACUCUUUGUUGAAUGGAAAAUGUUUUAAGAAUCAACCCCAUAUACAUAGUGUACAUUGUCUAUUUUUUAUUUAUGUCAAACCGAAAGAGCUGUUUCUUAAAAAACAAGUUGACAGUUGGGAAGAGAGGACCCUAGACUAGCCAACAUGGUCCUCCCAGGGGGCUGGGCAACUGGUUGAAAGAGGUAGGCAGGCAGGCUGUCCUAACUGGCUAGGCCACCAUGGCGCUGGUCUACAGUAGCAGGCAGACAGGCAGUGUGUAUCGGUCUCCCCUGAGUGUAGGGGGCAAUGAUGUCUCCAUCUCAUCUCUCUUCUAGGACACAGGGUAAUGUAUGAGGACUCUGCCACUGAAAUGAUUGAUUGUAGUUUUGUCGACGUUUUCAUUGUCAUUCAUUCAUCAUGUCUCAUGGACAAAAAUGAUCUGUAAAUGUGUAUUUAUAUAAUGAAAUUAAAAGAAGGGGGAUUUGUA